AGUUUGAAACUGUCGGUCGUUGAGCGCGGAAGUGAGGGUGAUAUUUCUGGUGUUGUUGAAUGGCUGCCUCGAAUGGCAAGCGCCUACAUCUACAUCUCUGUGUGCGUUGUUCGUGUAUGUAAGAAGAAUAUCGGCGGCAACGACGGCAAACAACGUAAAAAUUGUGAAGCAUAAAGGCCAAGAGAAGCGAAAACCCAUCUAUGUAGAAGCCGAAACAGAGCAAGCAGGCAAAAAACCAAGAACCACAUGAGUUUUGUUGUUCUUGCUGCGAAGUGAAGUGAAGAAUUAAAGGGGAAGUGGAAGUGACCUUAGUCUUAGAACCCACCUACCUACCUAAAGGCAGAUAAAGCGUGAUUUCAACCACUGUAUUCGCGUGUUGUGAGUGUUUGUUAAAAACAAAAAAAAAGUAUAUUUCCUAGAGAACAGCAAAAUGUACUUAUAUCAAAGCUCCAUGGAGAUAUGAUAAGACAACAUUGGAGCAGACAACGAAUCUUCUUCCCAACUAUAUAAACGAAAAACAAAAAGGGGAAUAAAAUUUUGCGAGAAAACAUAGAUAAAAACCUGUGUGAAAAUGACAAUUACAUAUACAGGUGAAGUGGCCACUUGUCGGGGCUUUGGCUGUUUUCUCAAAUUACUUCUCAGAUGGCGUGGAAGCAUUUACAAAUUGGUUUGGCUGGAUUUGCUGGCAUUUCUUAUUUGUUACUAUGUCCUCAAUUUAAUGUAUCGUUUUGCUCUAAACGAGGGCCAAAAAGAGACCUUCGAGGCUAUUGUGGAGUAUUGCAAUAGUUAUAGUGAUUUAAUUCCAUUGUCCUUUGUGCUUGGUUUCUAUGUGUCAAUUGUGAUGACACGUUGGUGGAAUCAGUAUACAUCCAUACCGUGGCCUGAUCCCAUAGCCGUAUUUGUUAGCUCCAAUGUCCAUGGCCAGGAUGAGCGCGGACGUGUCAUGAGACGUACAAUAAUGCGUUAUGUGUGUUUAUGCCUAACCAUGGUCUUGGUCAAUGUCUCGCCGAGGGUGAAGAAACGUUUUCCGAGUCUCGAUAAUCUGGUAGAGGCAGGUCUCCUCAAUGACAAUGAACGCACCAUUAUCGAGGCCAUGAACAAAUCAUUCCCAAGGCCCUCCAAACACUGGUUGCCCAUCGUAUGGGCAGCUAGUAUUAUAACCAGAGCCCGCAAGGAGGGUCGUAUACGUGAUGAUUUUGCAGUGAAGACCAUUAUUGAUGAACUGAACAAAUUUCGUGGUCAAUGUGGUCUAUUAAUCAGCUAUGAUACGAUCAGUGUGCCUUUGGUUUACACUCAGGUGGUCACUCUGGCGGUGUACUCGUAUUUCCUCACCUGUUGCAUGGGCCAGCAAUGGACAGAUGGCAAGGUCGUGGGCAAUACUAGCUAUUUGAACAAAGUAGAUUUGUAUUUUCCAGUAUUUACCACGCUUCAGUUCUUCUUCUACAUGGGUUGGCUUAAGGUGGCCGAGUCCCUGAUCAAUCCAUUUGGUGAGGAUGAUGAUGACUUUGAGGUCAAUUGGAUGGUAGAUCGCAAUCUUCAGGUAUCCUAUUUAAUUGUCGAUGAGAUGCAUCACGAUCAUCCGGAAUUGCUCAAGGAUCAAUACUGGGAUGAGGUGUUCCCCAAUGAGUUGCCCUAUACCAUAGCUGCCGAACGUUUUCGUGAGAAUCAUCCAGAGCCCUCGACAGCCAAAAUUGAAGUACCCAAAAGUGCUGCAAUGCCAUCGACUAUGUCGUCUGUGCGCAUCGAUGAAAUGGUUGGUAAUAAUGCCACUGCUGCACCACCAGCUCUGGCUAGUGUUGCCCCCGAGGGGGGUACAAAACUCUUUAUGGAACAGCCACAGCAACAGGGUGUACCCCUGCAGACAGUCACUUAUGACCUAACCAAGGGUGCGCCAGAUGAGGAGGCUGAUGAUGCCAGCGGCAUUCAUUUCUCAGCGGGCAAUGGCAAAAUGCGUCUGGGAUCGUCGCCAUCUCUGGUCAGUGUUUCGGGAACAAUGUCGCGAGUGAAUACAGUAGCCUCGGCUCUCAAGCGAUUCCUCAGCCGUGAUGACAGUCGUCCGGGUUCGGCCACACCAAGUGAAGAGCAGAACAAGUAUCGUUUUCCGGCCAGUGCAAGUUCGGCCAGCCUGACGGGUGGCGGUGGACUGGGCUUGGGAUCGGCCACCUCGGGUGGCAAGCCAGCCGGAAGUCUUCGCAUCACUCAUCAAGUUAUCGAAGAGGUCGAUGAACAGGCCACCAUCACAUCGAUGCGUGCCAAUGAACAGCGUCCCAAUGUCAAGGAUAUUUUUGCUCCACCAUCGCAGCAGGGCACAGAGGGCGGACCAACCACAACUACCCUGCAACCGCCUCCACCAGGCACUCAGCCGCCACAAGGCCGAUCAAAUCCCGUUGAUAUACCCGGACGUACACCGCAGUAUGCUCGGGCACAGUCCCAGUACGAGCCCACACUAUUUCCUCCCGGCGGUGUUGAUGCCUUGCUGAGCACCUCAGCUCCAGCUGGCGGAAGUCCUUCGCUGCUGGCCACAGCGCCCAGUUCACCUGUGGCCGAGAGCGAGAGCACCAAGUCUCUGUUUGAUCAACAGAAGGCAGUCAGCCGUGAGACAGAGAGACCAGAUGCACCUCAGGUUUUCAGGUGGUUCGUGACACCCGUGGAAAAUAUGGAUAUUAGAUCCUCCAAUGAUGUGCUGGCAGGUACAGGCAAUAGCGGACCAGUUGACGAUGGCGAUGAUUUUGAAAAGCUGAAGGCUGCACGAGAAAAGGAGAAACUUAUGCGGCAGCAGAAGACUUUGGUGCGCACCAUCAGCACGGCUCCCGGAGUGGAGCAAGCGGCGGUGCCGUUAGUUCCCGGAGUUCCAGUGACCAUGCCCAUUGGGGCAAUCGUGAGUCAAGUUAAUAACCCGGCCGUCAUAUCGGCUGUGCCGUCUAGCGCCGAUCUUUUGGGUGGCGGCGAGCCCGUCUCAAGUUCUACGAUCAAAUCAGAGGAUGCCACCACUGGCAGUUAAUUAUAAGGACUAUUUGCUUAAAUUAGUAUAUGUUUUUUUUGUUUCCCAUAUUAAUGUGUGUACAUAUUCUUUGAUGUUAGUUUAAAUCUAAGGCAUUAGUUAAUUUAUCUAAGCUGCUAAACUCUAAUAUGCAGAUUGACAGGCACAAUUAAGAAUGCUCAUUAUGUCUAGACGAGCUGGACCUAUGUAUGUAUGUAUGUAAUUAACGCAAUUAUUUAAUCUAUGUAGCUUAAACUGUAAGUAGAAAGUGAUUUGAAUUUUUACAAACAUAAGUUUUUUUUUGUGUAAAUGU
Molecule: messenger RNA, 3293 nt
Organism: Drosophila willistoni
Lineage: Eukaryota; Metazoa; Arthropoda; Insecta; Diptera; Drosophilidae
Gene: Best1
Product: bestrophin-2
Exons: 8
Coding region: 572-3001 (809 amino acids)
Molecular function (GO): chloride channel activity
Source: RefSeq, a predicted model, not a curated record